Kluyveromyces lactis is the source of this 1185-nucleotide messenger RNA. RefSeq names its product proteasome regulatory particle lid subunit RPN9 (gene RPN9). The coding region runs from base 1 to 1185 and encodes 394 amino acids. Gene Ontology annotation, biological process: ubiquitin-dependent protein catabolic process. Gene Ontology annotation, molecular function: structural molecule activity. The transcript has a single exon. Lineage: Eukaryota; Fungi; Ascomycota; Saccharomycetes; Saccharomycetales; Saccharomycetaceae. The record is from RefSeq and is a predicted model, not a curated record. Gene Ontology annotation, cellular component: proteasome regulatory particle, lid subcomplex; nucleus; cytosol.
AUGACACACGAAAUUGACACCAUAUUAUCUACAUUGAAGCAGGAAGUCAAUAGUGAAUUGGCCCCAUUAUUCGACGAUUUUGAAGACUUGUAUGAGAGGAAGCUAUGGCAUCAGUUAACUGAGAAGCUAGCGAUUUUUUUCCAUGAUAGCAAAUCAGAAUCGUUCAGACUUCGCCUUUAUACCCAAUUUGUCAGUAAGUUCAUUGACAAGAUAAACCAAUUGAAUGUUGUUGAGUUUUUGUUGCAAGCAUUACAAGAAAACGAUGACACAGAAGAAUCAUUACAAUAUCUAAAGGAUCUUCAAAAGGAAUUCAAAGAAAUUGAUGAAAAGAAGCAAAGAAACGAUGGUUUAAAACCUCAUGUAAAUGGGAACUUGUUGUUAGAUAUUGAGAUUGCUCGUGUGAAAUUGGAAAAGGGGGACCUAGUUGAGGUCAGAGACAUCCUAGACGCUAUUGGGAAAACACUUGAUGUUCAAGAUUCGGUACCUCUCAGAGUUACCGGUGCCUACUACUCGUGUAACGCUUCCUAUUACCAAGUAAAGAAAGACUUCAACAAUUUCUAUUAUACCAGUCUUUUAUAUCUCUCAACAAUCACUUCGGAAGAACAACAGCAGCGAUUGACACAACUCGAACAACAACAAUUGGCAUACAAUUUGUGCAUUGCAGCAUUGUUAGGUGACAAUAUCUAUAAUUUCGGUGAACUACUUCAGCAUCCAAUUAUUUCAAGUAUUUCAAACGAUAAAGAAUACGAAUGGUUAUUCAGAUUCUUGAACGCAUUAACUGAAGGGGAUUUCCAAAAGUUUGAUCAAAUUUCAAAAGAAAGAAUUCCCAAGGUACCAAUCUUAGCUCAACAUGAGUCAUUCUUGAGACAAAAGAUUUGUUUGAUGACUCUAGUAGAAAGCGUGUUUGCAAAGUCUAUCAGAACGUUGUCUUUCCGCGAUAUUGCAGAUGCCACAUUUUUACCUAUCGACAGUGUUGAACAUUUAGUAAUGAGAAGUAUCAGCUUAGGAUUGUUGAAGGGAUCAAUAGAUCAAGUCCAACAAUUGGUUACAAUUACGUGGGUUCAGCCUAGGAUCAUCAACCAAGAGCAAAUUAAAAAAAUGAAAGAUAACUUGAUAAAAUGGCAAGAUGAAGUGUCGAAAUUGGGUAAUAAGAUUGAAGGAAGGGGUAAAAGUAUUUGGGUAUAA